UUGACCACCCGAAACAAAGUCGCUGCAAGCCUGCGACCGCCGGAGCCGCUCGCCGAUGCCGAGUUUCUGAAAAAGCUGGAGCUUCGACAGGAGAACUCACGUCCGAACAGCGGUCGACAAUCUCCGUCGGCAGCAUGCCUGAAAGCCGGAAUUCUGGCAAGGCUGCCUUACGCCUCGUCCGAGCAUCCACCGCAUGCCGCCGGACGCAACACAAACACACACAUCCACAACGACCAAAAUACGACAAUUGACCGAUGCCGGGAUCCCAAAGGUUGUCCGACCGUGGCGGCGCCACCACUUGCCCUCGAACAUGCAGCCCGGCGCUUGGGAGAGAAGACAUACGAUGGGAGUGAGCUGAUGAAAGAAGGCGGACGGAGAGAAGACACGGCGGCGGAUGAUGAAGGCUGUGGUAGCGGGCGACGGACGGCGAGCGUCGGGAGUCGGCUGAUGGCGGCGGCGUUGCCGGCGGCGGAUUGCGGACUUCGCGGCAGAGACGACGGAAAAUGGGCGUCGGCGGUCCACCGGCAGAUAUGUUGA
Striga asiatica is the source of this 537-nucleotide messenger RNA. NCBI's taxonomy places the organism in Eukaryota, Viridiplantae, Streptophyta, Magnoliopsida, Lamiales, Orobanchaceae. The record is from the annotation of a GenBank genome assembly.